AACUCAAAUUUCCCAUAUUAUUUUCACUAUUCGGUGUCCCUGGAGCUCGAGUUUUCCAAUUCCCAAACGGCAAAGGGUGAAGCCGAGUAAUGACGACGAUUCGCAGAUUUUGCUGCAAUGAUCUUCUCCGAUUCGCCUCUGUAAAUUUCGAUCAUCUCACUGAAACGUUCAACAUGUCCUUCUACAUGACCUAUUUGGCAAGGUGGCCUGAUUACUUUCAUGUCGCAGAAGCGCCUGGAAACCGAGUAAUGGGUUACAUUAUGGGAAAAGUUGAAGGGCAAGGUGAAUCUUGGCAUGGUCAUGUAACUGCUGUAACUGUUGCUCCAGAGUACCGCAGGCAACAAUUAGCGAAGAAACUCAUGAACCUGCUUGAGGACAUCAGUGACAAGAUUGAUAAAGGUUAUUUUGUGGAUCUUUUUGUACGAGCAUCAAACACACCAGCAAUAAAGAUGUAUGAAAAGCUUGGAUAUGUGAUCUAUAGAAGGGUGCUACGUUAUUAUUCAGGGGAAGAAGAUGGGUUAGAUAUGAGGAAAGCUUUAUCACGUGAUGUUGAGAAGAAGUCUAUUAUCCCUCUUAAACGACCUGUUACGCCAGACGAAUUAGAGUAUGAUUGAUUCUAAACUCAUUAUGGAAAUUCUGGCAACUUAAGUUUGAUGAGCAUUAGCAUGUCCUUGGCAUAUGAAGUUAGGUUUCAUGGCUACAUUUACGAGUUCUGUGUCAAGAUGUCAGUCUUUGUUUCAUGCUUCUUAAUCAACACUCACUGGUCCAAUGCUAAGACAUGGAUUAUCGAGUUCUUUUAGUGGAUUAAAGGUAAUAUUCUUGUGUCUUUUCUCUUUGUUUUAUCGUGAAAUUGCUGUUGAUUGCAGUUCCGGAUAGAUGGAGUGGUGGGUAGGUCGGGUUACCUUCUUCUAUGUGCAUGUCCACCAUGACUUCCUCUAGUCAUACAUAUAAAUAUUUAACUUCUCGUUCAUUUCGAGCUUAAGCUUAUUCUUUGACUUUAUUGCUUUAGAGAAGAUAUAUAAUCUCUGGAUUGAUGAUAA
Molecule: messenger RNA, 1040 nt
Organism: Humulus lupulus (European hop)
Lineage: Eukaryota; Viridiplantae; Streptophyta; Magnoliopsida; Rosales; Cannabaceae
Product: N-terminal acetyltransferase B complex catalytic subunit NAA20
Exons: 6
Coding region: 90-614 (174 amino acids)
Biological process (GO): N-terminal peptidyl-methionine acetylation
Cellular component (GO): NatB complex
Molecular function (GO): protein-N-terminal amino-acid acetyltransferase activity
Source: RefSeq, a predicted model, not a curated record